Molecule: messenger RNA, 858 nt
Organism: Chelmon rostratus (copperband butterflyfish)
Lineage: Eukaryota; Metazoa; Chordata; Actinopteri; Chaetodontiformes; Chaetodontidae
Product: homeobox protein engrailed-1-B-like
Exons: 2
Coding region: 1-858 (285 amino acids)
Biological process (GO): regulation of transcription by RNA polymerase II; neuron differentiation; multicellular organism development
Cellular component (GO): nucleus
Molecular function (GO): DNA-binding transcription factor activity, RNA polymerase II-specific; RNA polymerase II cis-regulatory region sequence-specific DNA binding
Source: RefSeq, a predicted model, not a curated record
AUGGAAGAGCAGAAGGAGCCCAGCAGCAGCCGGGACUCGACCGAGGAGGAGAGCAUGUCCCUGUCGCCGAACCUCCCAUCCCCUCCCAUGAUUUUACCCCACCAGGCCGCUCAGCAGGCCCACAGAACCACGAACUUCUUCAUAGACAACAUCCUCCGGCCGGACUUCGGCUGCAGGAAGGAGGCGAGCUACCGCGAGCGGAGCCAGACGCCGGGCCGAGAAAACGUGAACCCGCUGGGCGCGAGGCCGCCGCACGCCGGCAGCCUCUGCCUGGACUCCAACUGCAGCAGCGACAGCGCCUCGUCGUCGCCCUCCUCCUCGUCGUCCUCGUCCACGUCCUCCUCGCCGUCGUCCAAGCAGAACUCGUCGAAACAGGGCGAGCCGGCGAGCAACGGGACGGGCAGAUACGCAGACAGCCCGUCGUCAAUAAUGGUUAUGAGCGGCGGCAAUGGAGGAUCGUCAGGCGCAAAGGACAGCCAGCCGCUGUUGUGGCCCGCUUGGGUUUACUGUACACGGUACUCGGACCGGCCCUCAUCUGGCCCGAGGACACGGAAACUGAAAAAGAAGAAGAGCAGCAAGGAGGACAAGCGGCCCAGGACAGCGUUCACGGCCGAGCAGCUGCAGAGACUGAAAAACGAGUUCCAGGCCAACCGCUACAUAACGGAGCAGCGGAGACAGUCUCUGGCCCAGGAACUCAACCUGAACGAGUCCCAAAUCAAAAUCUGGUUCCAGAAUAAGAGGGCCAAGAUCAAAAAGGCCACCGGCUACAAGAACGGCCUGGCCCUGCAGCUCAUGGCGCAAGGACUGUACAACCACUCGACGACCACCGUGCAGGAGGACAAGGAGGAGAGCGAGUGA